Centrocercus urophasianus (Greater sage-grouse) is the source of this 7411-nucleotide messenger RNA. It is a transcript of the gene KIF1A, whose product is annotated as kinesin family member 1A. Gene Ontology annotation, biological process: microtubule-based movement. The record is from RefSeq and is a predicted model, not a curated record. Lineage: Eukaryota; Metazoa; Chordata; Aves; Galliformes; Phasianidae. Bases 252 to 5615 code for a protein of 1787 amino acids. The transcript is spliced from 49 exons. Gene Ontology annotation, molecular function: microtubule binding; ATP binding; microtubule motor activity.
GCGAUGUCAGCUGCGCGCUGUCCCCAGAUGCCGUUGACGCCCACCAGCACAGUGUCACUGCUCUCCAGCAGGUUGGUGAGGGCAGCCUCCAUGGCGCAGUGCCCGCUGCCGCUGAUGGCCAACGUGAGUCGGUUCUGUGUCUGGAAGGCAUACUGGAUGCCCGCCUUGAUCUCAUCCAUCACCUGAGACGAGGACCAGCACCGCUGUCAGCCCGGACAGCUCCGUUAGCAGCACCCAUCCCAGCCGGCGCCAUGGCGGGAGCAUCCGUCAAAGUGGCGGUGCGCGUGCGGCCCUUCAACUCCCGCGAGAUGAGCCGGGAGUCCAAAUGCAUCAUCCAGAUGUCAGGAAGCACCACCACUAUCCUGAACCCGAAGCAGCCCAAAGAGACACCCAAAAGCUUCAGCUUUGACUAUUCCUACUGGUCCCACACCACGCCUGCAGACAUCAAUUAUGCAUCUCAGAAGCAGGUGUACCGUGACAUCGGCGAGGAGAUGUUGCAGCAUGCCUUCGAAGGCUACAACGUCUGCAUCUUUGCCUAUGGGCAGACUGGUGCUGGCAAAUCCUACACCAUGAUGGGGAAGCAGGAGAAGGACCAGCAAGGCAUCAUCCCACAGCUGUGUGAGGACCUCUUCUCCCGCAUCAAUGACACAACCAAUGACAACAUGUCCUACUCCGUGGAGGUGAGCUACAUGGAGAUCUACUGCGAGCGGGUGAGAGACCUCCUGAACCCCAAGAACAAGGGGAACCUGCGGGUGAGAGAGCACCCCCUCAUGGGUCCCUAUGUGGAGGACCUUUCCAAGCUGGCCGUGACCUCCUACAACGACAUCCAGGACCUGAUGGACUCGGGGAACAAGGCCCGCACGGUGGCUGCCACCAACAUGAAUGAGACCAGCAGUCGCUCGCACGCUGUCUUCAAUAUCAUCUUCACCCAGAAGCGGCACGAUGCCGAGACGGACAUCACCACUGAGAAGGUCAGCAAAAUCAGCCUGGUGGACCUGGCUGGCAGUGAGCGGGCUGACUCAACCGGCGCGAAGGGCACAAGGCUGAAGGAAGGAGCAAACAUCAACAAGUCCUUGACCACACUGGGAAAAGUCAUCUCUGCUCUGGCUGAAAUGGAUUCGGGGCCAAAUAAGAACAAGAAGAAAAAGAAGACAGAUUUCAUCCCAUACCGGGACUCAGUGCUGACCUGGCUGCUAAGGGAGAACCUGGGAGGCAACUCCAGGACGGCCAUGGUUGCUGCGCUCAGCCCUGCUGACAUCAACUACGAUGAGACGCUCAGCACAUUAAGAUAUGCCGACCGUGCCAAGCAGAUCCGCUGCAAUGCUGUCAUCAACGAGGACCCCAACAACAAGCUGAUCCGGGAGCUGAAGGACGAGGUGGCCCGCCUGCGUGACCUUCUCUAUGCCCAGGGGCUCGGGGACAUCAUUGACAUGACCAACGCAAUUGCUGGCAUCAGCCCCUCUUCCUCCCUGUCGGCUCUCUCCAGCCGCGCAGCCUCUGUUGCCAGCCUCCAUGAGCGCAUCAUGUUUGCUCCAGGCAGCGAAGAAGCUAUUGAAAGGCUCAAGGAAACAGAGAAGAUCAUUGCUGAGCUGAAUGAAACGUGGGAGGAGAAGCUGCGCAGAACAGAGGCGAUCCGGAUGGAGAGGGAAGCCUUGCUGGCCGAGAUGGGGGUGGCCAUGAGAGAGGACGGAGGUACCCUGGGUGUUUUCUCUCCAAAAAAGACGCCCCAUUUGGUCAACCUAAAUGAAGACCCGCUCAUGUCUGAGUGCCUUCUCUACUACAUCAAGGACGGGAUAACCAGGGUUGGCCGGGAAGAUGCAGAGAAGAGGCAGGACAUUGUUCUCAGUGGGCACUUCAUCAAGGAAGAGCACUGCCUUUUCCGCAGUGACACGAGGACCGGUGGUGAAGUGAUUGUGACCCUGGAGCCUUGUGAAGGCGCUGACACCUACGUGAAUGGCAAAAAGGUGACAGAGCCCAGCGUCCUGCGCUCAGGAAACCGGAUCAUCAUGGGGAAGAGCCACGUGUUUCGCUUCAACCACCCUGAGCAGGCCCGGCAGGAGCGGGAGCGGACGCCCUGUGCUGAGACACCUGCUGAGCCCGUGGACUGGGCCUUCGCCCAGAGAGAGCUGCUGGAGAAGCAGGGCAUCGACAUGAAGCAGGAGAUGGAGCAGAGGCUUCAGGAGCUGGAGGACCAGUACCGGAGGGAGAGGGAGGAGGCAAAUUACCUUCUGGAGCAGCAGCGGCUGGACUACGAGAGCAAACUGGAGGCUCUGCAGAAGCAGAUGGACUCUAGAUAUUACCCUGAAGCCAAUGAGGAAGAAGAAGAACCUGAAGAUGAAGUGCAGUGGACAGAGCGAGAGUUCGAGCUCGCCCUCUGGGCCUUCAGGAAGUGGAAGUGGUACCAAUUCACCUCCCUCCGUGACCUGCUCUGGGGCAAUGCCAUCUUCCUCAAGGAAGCCAACGCCAUCAGUGUGGAGCUGAAGAAAAAGGUGCAGUUUCAGUUCGUCCUCCUGACAGAUACGCUGUAUUCACCUCUCCCUCCUGACCUGCUGCCUCCCGACGCCGCCAAGGACCGGGAGAAGCGGCCAUUUCCCCGCACCAUCGUGGCUGUGGAGGUGCAGGACCAGAAGAACGGGGCAACGCAUUACUGGACCCUGGAGAAGCUCAGGCAGCGCCUGGACUUGAUGCGCGAAAUGUACGACCGUGCAGCAGAAGUGCCUUCGAGCGUCAUUGAGGACUGCGACAACGUGGUGACCGGCGGAGAUCCCUUCUAUGACCGCUUCCCGUGGUUCAGGCUGGUUGGCAGUUCAGAUAUCUCUGGCUGCAACAGCUCUCCUCUUUUCAACACAUGCAUGAGCGAGCGCAUGGCUGAUCUCACCCCCUCCCCUACCUUCUCGAACCCCGACUCCGACAUCACCGAGCCUGCUGACGAGCAGCACGAGGGGCAGGAGGAGGAGGAGGAGGAGGAGGCGGAGGACCUGGAGGAAGACAUCUUUCCGGAGUGCCCGCUGUGUGAUGGCCGGGAUCCGUUUUACGACCGCUCCCCCCUGUUCAGUUUAGUAGGAAGGGCCUUCGUCUACCUCAGCAACCUGCUGUACCCCGUGCCCCUGGUGCACCGCGUGGCCAUCGUCAGCGAGAAGGGCGAGGUGAAGGGCUUUCUGCGCGUGGCCGUCCAAGCCAUCUCAGCCGACGAGGAAGCCCCAGACUACGGUUCUGGCGUGCGGCAGUCGGGGACAGCGAAGAUCUCCUUUGACGAUCAGCACUUCGAGAAGUUCCAGUCCGAGUCCUGCCCUGCUGUAGGCAUGUCUCGCUCGGGGACCUCCCAGGAGGAGCUGCGCAUCGUUGAGGGCCAGGGGCAGAUGAGUGACUUGGGGCCCUCCGCCGAUGAAGUCAACAACAACACCUGUGCCGUGACCCCAGAGGACCUUCUCCUGGACAGCCCGGAGAAGUCCACGAUGGAUGGGCCUCUGGAGGCAGCUCUGGACCACCUGAAGCUGGGCAGCAUCUUCACGUUUCGAGUGACCGUCCUGCAAGCCUCCAGCAUCUCAGCAGAAUAUGCGGAUAUCUUUUGCCAGUUCAACUUCAUCCAUCGCCACGAUGAGGCCUUUUCAACGGAGCCCUUGAAGAACACAGGGCGAGGGCCACCACUGGGUUUCUACCAUGUCCAAAAUAUUGCUGUGGAGGUGACCAAGUCCUUCAUCGAAUACAUCAAGAGCCAGCCGAUUGUAUUUGAGGUGUUUGGGCACUACCAACAACACCCCUUCCCACCCCUCUGCAAGGACGUCCUUAGCCCGCUGAGGCCAUCCCGGCGCCACUUCCCACGGGUGAUGCCACUUUCCAAGCCAGUGCCCGCCACCAAGCUAAGCACCAUGACUCGUCCCAGUGCUGGGCCCUGCCAGUGCAAGUACGACCUGAUGGUCUUCUUCGAGAUCUGCGAGCUGGAGGCCAAUGGCGACUACAUCCCGGCUGUGGUGGAUCACCGUGGAGGCAUGCCGUGCCACGGGACCUUCCUCCUCCACCAGGGCAUCCAAAGGAGAAUCACUGUCACCUUGGUGCAUGAAACAGGCAGCCUGAUCCGCUGGAAGGAAGUGCGGGAGCUGGUUGUGGGUCGGAUCCGGAACACCCCAGAAGCUGAUGAGUCUCUUAUUGACCCCAACAUCCUGUCCCUGAACAUCCUGUCCUCGGGCUACAUCCACCCCUCACAGGACGACCGGCAGUUUCUUGAUUCGGAUAUGCCUAGGACUUUUUACCAGUUUGAAACAGCGUGGGACAGCUCCAUGCACAAUUCACUGCUGCUCAACCGUGUCACCCCAUACCGGGAGAAAAUCUACAUCACCCUCUCCGCCUACAUCGAGAUGGAGAACUGCACCCAGCCUGCCGUCAUCACCAAAGAUUUCUGCAUGGUUUUCUAUUCCCGAGAUGCCAAGCUCCCUGCCUCCCGCUCCAUCCGCAACCUCUUUGGCAGCGGCAGCCUGCGGGCUUCAGAGAGCAACCGUGUGACGGGUGUCUAUGAGCUGAGCCUGUGCCGCGUGGCGGAUGCUGGCAGUCCAGGCAUGCAGAGGCGGCGCCGGCGCGUAUUGGACACCUCUGUAGCCUAUGUGCGGGGAGAAGAGAACCUGGCUGGCUGGCGGCCCCGCAGCGACAGCCUCAUCCUCGACCAUCAGUGGGAGCUGGAGAAGCUCAGUCUCUUGCAAGAAGUGGAGAAAACCAGGCACUACCUGCUGCUGCGUGAGAAGCUGGAGACAACCCAGCGGCUGGGCCUGGAGACCCUGUCCCCGUGCUCCAGCGAGGACUCCGAGUCCCGAAGCACCUCCUGCGUCUCCUCCCCACUCUCGGCUGAUGGGGCCCCAGAAGGACGGACCUCUCCUCCCGAAACCCCCAGUGAGAGGCAGAAGGAGCUGGCCGUGAAGUGCCUGCGCCUGCUCACGCACACCUUCAACCGCGAGUACAGCCACAGCCAUGUCUGCAUCAGCGCCAGCGAGAGCAAGCUGUCUGAAAUGUCUGUGACCCUGAUGAGAGACCCGUCCAUGUCAGCUCUCGGGGUCACCACCCUCACCCCCUCCUCAACCUGCCCGUCGCUGGUGGAAGGACGCUACAACACCAUGGAAGUCAGAACCCCACAGGUCUCCUCCAGGGUGGAGAGUCCUGACCUGGAGCCUGUGGUGGAAGGAGAGCAGAAGAAGUCCCCGUCCCGCCGGCCUGAGGAUGAGAAGGAGCCUCAGCGGCAGCUGGUGCCUGACAUUCAGGAGAUCCGAGUCAGCCCCAUCGUCUCCAAAAAGGGCUACCUGCACUUCCUGGAGCCCCACACCAAUGGGUGGGUGAAACGUUUUGUGGUGGUUAGGCGCCCAUACGUCUACAUCUACAACUCAGACAAGGACUCAGUGGAGAGGGCCAUACUCAACCUCUCCAAAGCCCAAGUGGAGUACAGUGAGGACCAGCAGGCCAUGCUGAAGACCCCCAACACGUUUGCGGUGUGCACGGAGCACCGGGGCAUCCUGCUGCAGGCAAGCAGUGACAAGGACAUGCACGACUGGCUCUAUGCCUUCAACCCCCUCCUGGCCGGGUCCAUAAGGUCCAAGCUGUCCAGAAGGAGAACAGCCCAGAUGAGAAUCUAACCUGAAAACCACCCUCCACCUCAUCCGUCUGCCAACAGGAUCAAGAUAGCAGAUUCUGUCUCAAGAGUCCCCAUGUUAACAUCCGAUCUCUCACACCAUCUGCUGCCCCAGCUGCCUGCUCCAUGGAAGGAUCCGUCUCGAUCUACACCUUCAUGGGGGAAACUCAUUUCUGUUCGUAGCUGCAAACGCCCGGUCCCACCUGGGCAGGAUCUCUCGUGUGCAUGUGAUCUUCUGCCCCUCCCCCCAUGGGUGGCCUUCAUGUCACACAACCUGUAACGCUCCUGAAAGGUUCCUUUCGGAGAGGAGGGAGCAAGGAGGGUAGAUCCGGUUAAAAGCUGGUCUUUGAUCUACAGAGGUAGCAGUGUCGUAAAGCUCAGAGAUGAGAAAUCAGGAGGAAUUGCUUCCACGCGAAGGGAAAGUGGUAGUUUAGGUACAGGGAUUUCCUAAUUUAUUGUUUCUACAAAAGAUGGCAGGGCAAAAUCAGGUGUCAGUAGUUUAAGAUUAUAUUUAUAAAGUAUUUAUUUCUAUUUACAUCACAAAAACCCAUACACUGGGUCCCGCCCCCGAACAAUGCCUCCCCUGAGCCGGGGAGAGGCUUGGCAGCGGGCUGGUGCCAAGGCCACCGCAGCCCCUCUCUCAGAGACACCUUUCUGGGAGAAGGGACCAAACACGGCGACUGCAGUGCGCUCGCCCUCUCUCCCCAUCCUUCCCUCAACCUUCUGCUUUGCCCCCCAGCGCUUAAACUACUUUUCCCAGAAGCGGUGACCAGACCGGGCACCACGUCUUCCCAAGCGAGGCAAUUCCUCCCUGCCCCAUCUACCUCUGGUGGGGGACGCAUGCUGUUUUAGGCAGCCAGGGCACCCACAUGCACAUGGACGAGCCAACCGCCCGAGCCCCGCGGGAUGGUUGUGCCUCACUGAGAACAAGUGUAUUUGGGCUCCUUCUUCUGUCCGGUGCCCGAAAUGCAGCCUACGUUGGCUGUCCCCAUGCUGCCCCCAGGGCCUCCUACCAGACAGCUGCGGAGGUCAGCAUUGCCAUGGCGGGGAGCAUGGAGGCUGGGCAGGCUGUUCCCAAAGCUGGCUGAUGAAGCUCCCCAGGAGCUGGGAUUCGGAGCAGCCAUCCCAGCCCCACAGCUCCUCUCCCCCAAAGGCUUUGCUGUCCCCUCCUGCAGGAAGAACAGGGCUGAGGCAGGUGAUUGGGCAGUGCAGAGACCAGCGUCAGGGUGGGGAUGGUGGGGAGCAGAGAGGCCGGGGCUUCUUACUUUCAUAGCUGAUGUUUUCGUACCCCUCACCCCCGUUCCAGAAGUGCAAUCCCACCUUCCUCCCCUCGCCUCCAUAGAUUACUCAGUCUAUGGCUGCAGCACAGCCGUGCUGGCGGGGCUCCCCACAGCCUCCUCCUCCCCAACAAACCCCACACCCAUCGCUCACGUCCCUCCUCUCGUCUGUUCGUUGGUCGUUUUGCCGAGCGUGGGUGCUUCACUUCAGGGCUUCCCGAGGGUGGCCCAUGCAGCUCCGGGCAGGAAGGCGGGCGCCUUCCCCCGCACAUCCCCAGGCCCUGCUGGGCUUCGCUUCGCUGUCACGCAUUCACAGCCAACCUUAAUUUGCACAGCACGGCCACAUCUCGGCCCCACCACCGCACGUCCCCGCGCUGUCCCCUGUGUUGUCGGUGCGGUGCUGGGCAGAGGCCGUCCCUCCACACCGUUUGCUCCUUUGUAAACCCGCGGGGACGCAGAGGACGGGGGUGGCCGGGCGCAUCGCUCCUCGUUCGGCUGUUUCCCUCGUUGGUAGGAUCCCAGU